GUCAUGAGUGUGUGGCCCCUGCUGCUGCUGCUGCUCUCUGUGCCGCUCUGGAUCUUCACUCGGGCGCUGGAGAGGGUCGAGCUCCGCGCCGGUCAUGCGCUCACCUGUGGACAGGGUAUAAUUUACUGCGAAGUAAAUUCAGGUGGCCACACGUGCAUUCAGGAUGACGAGCAUGUCUAUGUGAGCAGUCUAGACGCCUACAUCGUGCAGUGCCAAAAGCAGCAGACCUGGAGCUUGUGCUUGAAAGUCCUGGUGAACGUCACAGUCAGAGAUGCAGAUCAACCUGUGACGGGUGAUGGCAGUGGUGAAGAGGCAGAGGUAAUGCAUGGAGGCGCUCAUCAAGGAGACCUCGACAACAUGACGUCUGCUGCCGCCGCUGUUCGUGUGUGUUACACGUACUCUUCACAGAGCCACUUCAGCAUGCUCCGGUUCACAGUCCGUUCUUCAGCGUUUGAUGACAAAGCUACACUGCAGGUGUGGAUGUCUUUAGUGGUGGAUAUACCGGAGGCAGAGCUCGGCAGUUCUGUCGUAGUCCAUUCUUCAUGCACUAACUCAUGCACUCAUGCACAAACUAAACUUGUCGAUCUUCCUUCAAUAGAGGAAGUGUGUUCCAAGGGUUUAGAUGCCAUCUUCUGUAAGGUCCCACCCAAGCUGCACAAGAAAACUGACCAUGCGACAGGAGCAAUAAAACUGUAUGUGGCCAGUGCAGAUGAAGAGCGUUUCCAGGAGUUUUCUGCAUGCCAGAAGCUGGGCCGGAAGGGACGCUGUCUUACGGUGGAAUGGAAUAAUGCCAGCCAUGAGUUUGAGCUUUUACCCAGCUCUGUCGCCCCCUGUCUGUGCUUUGAGAUUUGGGGAAACUUUCCUCGAACCGAGUAUUGUCCAUUUUUGAAUGAAACGGCUGUCUCAGGUGCCAGCGUGUCCGUGUCUUUGGCAGAGACUGGAACGCAUCUCAAGGCUCUGGUCUGGAGCCUCAGCGCCCCCUGCAGGCUGGAGGCUCAGCUGUGGUUGUGUAGGAAGGGCUCAGGACUGGACAGCCGCUGCCAUGCGGUCAACAGCAGAUCUCAGGUCCACACCCGGCUGGACGACAGCUGGAAGGAGACUCAGCACAGACACUGGCAGUUAAAAGGAGAGUUUUUACAAGUGGAACGCCAUCCUUCAUUGUGUGUGCAGGUUAAAGUGGCAGGAAUGGAUGGUUUCCUGGGACCAGUAUGUCCUUUUGAAGUGAAGAGGGAUCACUGGGGCGUCCCGCUGGUGCUGUGUGCACUGCUAGUGUGUCUGUCGGUGCUGGCAGCCUACGCAGUGCAGGGGACACUGAAGAGCUGUGUGUUCAGAUGGCUGAAGGUGGACGAUGUGAAGCCUGCGGCGGGGGGCGUGGAGGUGCUGCUGGUGUGUCCUCCCGAUGCGGACUGCACUGUCACUGACUCUGUGUGCCGUCUGUGCUCCAGUCUCUCCGCCGUGGGCUUCCGCGUCUCUCUGGACCUGUGGAGCCGCUCGGAGAUCAGCGCCCUGGGGCCCGUGCCCUGGCUGCACUCCUGUCUUGAUCAGGUUCAGCGGCGCGGAGGCAAGGCAGUGCUGGUCCUGACACAGGCGGCCUGCGAGCGGGCUGAGGAAUGGGGCUGUCGAGUUGCCAGACAGAGACCAGAAGAAGAAAGGCAGACGUGGGUAGACAGGGGUGUCCAGUCACUGACGUGCUCCGAGGUCUUCGACGCAUCGCUGAGCUGCAUUCUGACGGACUAUCUGCUGGGUCGAGCUGGAGAGCGGUUCAUGCUGGUCUGGUUUGAUGGGCAGAGCCCUGCGGCGGCCCUGCCGGAGCUCUUCAGGGGACUGCCUUCGUUCAGCUUGCCUUCUCAGAGUCUGGACUUCAUAAUGGAGCUCACGCAAGGGCCUCGUAAGGGACAAAGAGUAUCAGAGCGGUGGGUGCGAGGGGGGGCGUUGAGAGCUGCAUCAGGGGCGCUCCGAGGGCUCGCGGGAACUACAGGACACAUGUGUGCAGGGCUCCCUCGGGACUCUGAAGAGCCUGGGACGGAGGAAGCCUGGGAAACUGUCCCGCUACAGGCAGACCAGUUGAGCCCUGCUCUCCACACAACAACAAACACUGCAGGUUUGGUCUAAACUAGUCUCAACCAGACCUUUGACUAAGCGGCAUGAGGUCUGGUCCUUGCUGGGCCUUAUUCUGGCCAGAAACAAGCCUCUUACAGGAAUAGUUCACGCAAAACAGCUGAUAAAAACAUCACAA
Messenger RNA from Sinocyclocheilus rhinocerous, 2236 nucleotides. Its product is annotated as interleukin-17 receptor C-like. The transcript has 15 exons. NCBI's taxonomy places the organism in Eukaryota, Metazoa, Chordata, Actinopteri, Cypriniformes, Cyprinidae. Gene Ontology annotation, molecular function: interleukin-17 receptor activity. The record is from RefSeq and is a predicted model, not a curated record. Bases 4 to 2112 code for a protein of 702 amino acids.